CUCGAGAUUGGUGAUCGCGAGUGCUCGGGGAAAUCCGCGUCCCAUCGGUUAUUUACGUGAGUUGUGUCAUGUGUGCUGAAACGGCGCUCGUUCAUCGUCAACAAAGGUCGUCAGUGCGUUAUUAUCUGUUUAUCCGUUGAAUUUGGAGCAUAACAUUUCCAGUGAAGACGUCAUCGACCGUGCCGCGAGCUGUUCGUUGAUGCGAAAGCUGGUGUAGCGUGAAAUGCAGUCAAUUGACACGAAUUAAGACGCAAUUAAACGGCUUCGCGCAGACAGCUGGACGCUUUUCCAAGUUCUUUUUCAAAGGACGCGGGGAAAGGAAGAAAUUCAAGGGAAAGAAAUUCACUAAUGACGAAUUGAACAUCAACGGAGAGUCAUAUAAUAGAGGAAUAAUAGAUGGAGUCGACCAGCGUCUCGAUAUCCUUCGUCGAACGAAGCUCCAGUGAGGUAAGUGGCGCAUCUGGAAUAAAAAUCAGUGACACCUGGGUUUUGACGAGUGGCCUCUUCUACGCAACAAGCUCAAACAAAAAUAACGAUACCCUUCACUUCAUUCGUGGCCUAAAACCGGGAAUCCUAACAUGCAUUCCUAUCCCCCAAAAAAAUUCCCAUGUUAGAGUUAGCGUGACGUCAAGAACGGGUCCGAGAACGUUGAGGACGAAUGAGGCGUCAGUGGAGGAUUCUAAAAUCAGCGAGACAUGUGGAACAAUCUGCGGCGCCUGGCGAUGUCCUCUGCUCUCUGACACACUCGAGAAUUUAUUCCACGGAUGGAGUUUCGACGAGGAUUCCAAGAAAACAGACAAAGACCUGUUGACGAUAUUUUUACUCGUGCGUUUGCACGAUGGAGAAGCGGAAUUCACUGUAACCGAGACGCUGAGGAGUGCAGAGCAGUCCCUGAGUCACUUGUUGCGUGUGUGCGAGCCCCUCGAGACCCCUGCAAGAGGAGUUCACAUGUUGAUUGAAUCAACACCAUUUGGAAAUCCCGUCUUCAUUGAUUCAGUCUCCCGUGGAAUAGUGAGCAAUGUCCUCGGUGCACAUGAUUGUGUCAUACUGACAGACGCUAAUGCCGUUCCUGGGUGCGAGGGUGGUCCAGUGUACGUCAGGAGACCGAACGGAAGUAGACUCUUAUGUGGGAUGGUGAUUGCUCCCCUGAGCUGGUGCCGGGGUGAGUGGGUGGAUUACACGCUUGUUGCCCGUCUCGUUCCCUGUCUGAUGAAGCUACUCAGGAAGCACGAGAACAUCGAAAAUUGUGUUACGGGUUAUGGCAAUACCAGUCUCACUGAGCUGUUAGAUAAAAGUGUGGUACUCGUGCGGUGUGGAGCCGAGUGGGGCAGUGGAAUAGUCCUGGAUCGUGAUACUGGUACAAUUCUCACUUGUUCCCACGUUGUUAAGGAGGCGCCUGAAAGGCGCAUAAGGGUUGUCCUUCGUACCAACAAUAAUCGAGAAUCUUCAUCCUCAAUAUCGGGUGUGUGGGCGACAUUGGUAUACCGUACACCACGAGGACAGGCAUAUGACGUUGCCGUUCUGAGUGUCGACACACAAGCGAUGGAUCCCACACUGAGAGCCCUCGAGAUAGCUGAUGGAGCGGCAGAAAAAGGUGAGACUGUGGUUAGCGCUGGAUUUCCAUUUUUCUCCUCAACUCUUCCUACAAUAACACGUGGAAAUAUCUCGAGGGUAUCGACAUGCAUGCUACAGACCACCUGUUGUGUUCAAAGUGGUGCCAGCGGUGGGCCAAUUGUGAGAUCAACAACUGGUGAAUUACUGGGAAUGGUUGUGUGCAAUAUUAUAACGUCUAGGACUCUCUAUCCUAGGCUAAAUAUGGCAGUGCCUAUGGCGGCUAUCAAGGAAUCAAUUACCGAUUACAUAAAAACAGGAUGUGUCGAUGUGUUGUCAGCUCUGACCAAGCAAGAUGCAGCUGUUCGUGACGCCUGGAAUUUCCAUCUUCCUUCGAAAAUAUGAAGCACAUUACAACGUUUUUCCGAUAAUUAAACGUUUCCUUGAUCGUCGCUCCACUCAUUCAGGACCACUCAAAAUCUCCCUUGAGUUUGCACUGAGUGACUAACGAGCCUUUUUUUCGUACUCGCACGAUUAUGUGAUGACGUCGUGGACAUAAUUAUCGCGGAGAAUUAUUUUUAGUCACAAGUGUAUUGUCAAUAUGAGGAACAAAAAAGCGAAGUGAUAAAGAUAUUAGUGCAUGGGGGUUUAUAUGGCACAAUAGUCGUGAGGAAAAACUAUAUUUGGAAGGAAUAAUGGAUUGCAGUGCGUCAUAAUGGGAUAUAUCGAGGGUAAACUCGGAGACAACCAAUCUCUGGAGUUGAUAUACACACACGCUAUUGACCGACUUUUUUAGGCGCGAGAAAGUUUUUUUCAUUUGUAACCUCGCAUUAUAUCUCCCCCUGGUUUGCAGACUCAGCGGUGCUAACAGUGCUAUCAUUUGCCACUUAAUCUUUUGGUUUUUUAAAUUUUCUGGAGUAUAAUAAAUCUGUUGCCCGUUCUUUGGCUGCGCUUCAGGGAAAAAUGAUGGAUUUCAAUGGGAUUUUUACUGUUCGUAGUUUAGAGUCCCCUGUCGGCUUUAGGAAAUAAGUUAUUGGGUUACGGUGGAUAGUUUAGUAGGCACUGAAACUUCUAGAAAAUUCUGGAGCUUUCUGGAAAAUUCUGGAACUUUAUCGAAAAUCCUAGAAUAUUCUUGAUUUUUUGGAGAGAAUUCUUCCCGUCCAAAUUUCAGUCCAUAGAAUUCCACUAUUCGACUGUUAUUUUAUGUAGUCAACACGGUAUCCAACUGAUAAUUUUUGAUAAUUCAACUGGUAAUUUUUCAUGUAGAUAUAUAUAUGAAAAAUAAAAAAUUUCCUGGUCGAAUGAGCCCCUCAUGGGAACUUACAGAUGGAUUUUGUCUCAGUGCA
Messenger RNA from Diachasma alloeum, 2897 nucleotides. Its product is annotated as peroxisomal leader peptide-processing protease. The coding region runs from base 397 to 1956 and encodes 519 amino acids. The record is from RefSeq and is a predicted model, not a curated record. NCBI's taxonomy places the organism in Eukaryota, Metazoa, Arthropoda, Insecta, Hymenoptera, Braconidae. Gene Ontology annotation, biological process: protein processing; regulation of fatty acid beta-oxidation. The transcript has 9 exons. Gene Ontology annotation, molecular function: serine-type endopeptidase activity. Gene Ontology annotation, cellular component: peroxisome.